Molecule: messenger RNA, 873 nt
Organism: Hippocampus comes (tiger tail seahorse)
Lineage: Eukaryota; Metazoa; Chordata; Actinopteri; Syngnathiformes; Syngnathidae
Product: protamine-like protein
Exons: 1
Coding region: 238-801 (187 amino acids)
Biological process (GO): nucleosome assembly
Cellular component (GO): nucleosome
Molecular function (GO): DNA binding
Source: RefSeq, a predicted model, not a curated record
UUAUGAAAUGCUUUUGCAAAUGCAGUUAGCAGCCCACGAGCGCAUGAGCACAGGAGAGUUUAGCUGGAGAAGACACACAGGUUGGAGGUCACACGACACGGUUCUCAUCAGGACUUCAAACAAAACAAAACGAAACGAAAAAACAAACAAAAAAAACGCAGUUUUAAUUGAGACAUCACUCUCAAGGCUAGUGUUUGUAUCUGAACGUACUUUAUCAGAACGCAGGCGCAUCCCACAAUGUCGGUGUCACUUGCGCUCAUAUCUCCACGGAGAGCGAGGAAGAGGACCGCCCCCACCGUGUCUAUCCUCAUCCUGAACGCCAUCUCCUCCUACGGGGGCUCACGCGGCGUGUCCCUGGUGGCCCUCAAGAAGGUGCUAAAGGUGAGCGGCUACGACGUGACCCGGAACCGAGCCAGGAUCCGCCUCGCUCUGCGCAGGUUGGUCGCCAAAAAAGUCAUUGUGCGCACCCGGGGCAAAGGGGCUUCGGGUUCCUUCAAGCUCAACCCCAAACCGCCCAGGGGUCGCAGAAGGAGAGCCGCGAGGGGGCAGAGGAGGAGCAAGAAGAGGAGGAGGAGGGGAAGGGGGAAGAAGAGAAAGGCCCAAGGGGGAAGGGCCAGGAGGAGUCGCUCCAGGAGAAGACGCAGGAGGGCCACCCCUGCGAGAAAAAGGUCGACCAGGAGGAGGAGAAGAGCCCCGAGAAGGAAGACGCCCAAAAGAAUCAGGAGGGUCCGACGUAAACGCUCCAAGCCCACCAAAGUCCGCGGGAGGAGGGUUAGGAUGAGCGGAAGGAUGUUGAAAUGAUCCACGGCAUCCGAAGAACCACAUGGACUAUGUAUUUAUAAAGCUAUAGUGUCUAUGCUAUCUGUCCUUCUG